ACUUUCAGGCUUCUCUCCGUCUCCUAAUUCCCCCCCCUCUUCGCCUUCACAUUCACCUAAUUCUGCCUCUCCUUGUGAUUACCGGCUAUUUCGCGGCGUUUCAUCCCGUCACCCGUUCGUUUGGUUGUGUCCCAUCAGCCCUUCCCUUACCUUAUCAUCGUACAAUCGGUCGGCCUGCCUGAGACAUCGAGCCAGUCAAUGAAUGAUGCGGGCAUAUGAGGCAUCGGGGCGUGGCUCUGUCUUCGAUGCUCCCUCCACCUUAACUACAUCCUUUACGAACAGAAUACCCGCUGACACCCCACUGCCGACCGAUCCUACGUCGACUGCAUCAAAUAUCGACCAUGUUCUGUUGGCAGUGCCCCCAGACAAUGGCGGUCUGGUCGGCGCCAGUGGCAACUCCUCCGGUUCGACCGGGAAGGGCAUUCUGAUUGGCGUUCUGUCCGCCUUUGGCUCAGCAGCUGUCGCAGUUCUUGUUCUCGCGAUAUUCUUUUUCUUCAAGUACACCCAGCGUGGUAGAAUUAUUCUCGAUCGCAUCGGCCGGCCCGGUGAAUUCGACGAUGAGCAGGCCUUCUUGCGCGAGGAAGCGGAGGCCAUGGAAACGAUGGACGAUCUGACGCGGUCGGAAUACCUAAGAGCGAAGGCAUUCAUCGAGGCCAACCCGCCCGAGUCCAUGCAAACCGAUAUCUCGCUGUCACAGUUUCUUGCGAUACAAGAAAAAGGAGUCUCCGCCUGGGAGUUUCAACCCGAACUAGAGAUCGCCAAUUGCUUUGUGGAGGGCAGGACCGAGAUCGAGUUCUACGACUCAGAAUGUAGUGUCCAGACCAACUUGCCCGUGCCGAAACAGAAUGACGUCUACUACUGGGAGGCUAAGAUUUUCGAUAAACCGGAGAACACUCUCAUCAGUAUCGGCAUGACUACAAAGCCGUACCCUUUGUUCAAGUUACCAGGUUACCACAAAUCCUCGGUCGCAUAUCAGUCAACGGGCCACAGAAGAUAUAAUCAACCGUUUGCUCCCACGCCUUAUGGCCCCCCGUUGCUUCAGGGCGAUGUCAUUGGUGUUGGAUAUCGACCGCGCUCGGGCACGAUCUUCUUUACACGGAAUGGCAAGAAGCUGGAAGACGUGGCUCAUGGGCAAAAAACGCAGAACUUCUUCCCCACCGUUGGGGCCAAUGGACCCUGCACCGUACAUGUGAACUUUGGGCAGAUGGGAUUCGUCUUCAUUGAGGCCAAUGUCAAGAAAUGGGGUUUGGCGCCGAUGACUGGCAGCCUGGCACCACCGCCUCCGUAUGGGAGUGAACAAGGCAGUAUCCUUCUCGAGUCCGGUCGAGAAAGUGCUGCGCAGAUCUCGCAGCGAGUUUACCAGGACGCCAACAAUGCGCGGACCAGGUCCACGCUCAGAUUUGGGCCAUCCGCCAGUCCGGGUCCCGUGCGCUCUCCGACGGAUAUUUCUCUCGCCCAACUCGCUCACAUUCCCUCCCACGAAGAUGUCGGCGAAGGCUCAAGUCGUACCAAUGCUGGUGAUAAUGAGCAAGCGCCCUUGUUAAAUCCGGACGACCUCGAUCAGGUUCCCCCUCCAGAGUACACGAGCCCGGACGGCAGUCGAAGAGGCAGCGACGAUCUUGGCUUUGAGGAUCAGCCUCCGAUACCCAGCUACGACGCUGCGGUUGGCAACCACCGCAAUGACCAUGGUCCCUACGCGGAAGAAAAUCAUUGAGAGUGACGGGAUCGCUUUUGCCUUCGUUCCAUUCUGUCCAUCCGUAUGCUCUGGUGAGACGGUGGGUCCCGGAUAUGUAUAGGGUCUGGUAGCCAUUGAAUCUG
Aspergillus saccharolyticus JOP 1030-1 is the source of this 1818-nucleotide messenger RNA. Its product is annotated as SSH4 family protein. The coding region runs from base 203 to 1714 and encodes 503 amino acids. The record is from RefSeq and is a predicted model, not a curated record. NCBI's taxonomy places the organism in Eukaryota, Fungi, Ascomycota, Eurotiomycetes, Eurotiales, Aspergillaceae. Gene Ontology annotation, molecular function: protein binding. The transcript is spliced from 3 exons.